AUGGCUACACAGUACGAUGAAGGCCCGGAGCUGGCGCCUCAGCAUCAAUACCCUGAGGUCUACCACCCGCCUCCUCAACCGUCGUAUUCCGCGUCGCCACAGCCGAUACCUGUCACGCCGAUGAAGCGGGAGGAUUCGACGUACGGAUACCCAGCUUCCGGCGUCGACCAGUCCGUUUAUGGCGGCACCCAGUACCAGGCAGCCGCCGGGGAGACCGCCGCACCUCAGAAGAGCAGGAAGACUAUCUGCGGCUGUACUUUCCUCGUCUUCCUCUUGUCCGUCAUCAUCGCAGUCUUGGCGGCCGCAGUCAUCGGCCUGGCGGCGGGCACCGGCGUGGAGGCGAGCCGGGCAAACAAUGCUAUCCAGGAGCUGGCGGCCAUGUCGGCGUCCGCAACCAGCGGCGGGUCGGCUGCAACGACAACGGUGACGGUGACGAGCGCCUCGGCGACCGCGACUGGUUUCGCCGCUCUCACCAACGGCUGCUCCAACUCGGACGAGACGACCACCGGCCAGACAUACACGACCGACUUCUUCGGCAAGAAGACGUUCACAAUGUACUGCAACUUCAACGCACCUAACCCGCCCCUAAUGUCGCUCUUCACCGCCAACUUCAACAACUGCAUGGACGCCUGCGCCGCAUUCACCAACUAUGAGCCCGGGUUUGAAGGCAACGCCACGUGCACGGGAGUCAGCUUCAUUCCUCUGUGGACGACGAGAUCGGGGGCCGUCGAGGGCAACGCGCCGGGGAACUGUUACCUCAAGCCGGGAAAACAGACCAAAGCUGGCUUGGAGACGCCGAACAUUGGAACCGAAUGCCACGCCGCCAUCAUGGACUGA
This is a messenger RNA of Colletotrichum orchidophilum, 837 nucleotides long. RefSeq lists its product as uncharacterized. NCBI's taxonomy places the organism in Eukaryota, Fungi, Ascomycota, Sordariomycetes, Glomerellales, Glomerellaceae. The transcript has 2 exons. The coding region runs from base 1 to 837 and encodes 278 amino acids. The record is from RefSeq and is a predicted model, not a curated record.